Patiria miniata (bat star) is the source of this 2425-nucleotide messenger RNA. Its product is annotated as arrestin domain-containing protein 1-like. The transcript has 7 exons. The coding region runs from base 288 to 1427 and encodes 379 amino acids. Lineage: Eukaryota; Metazoa; Echinodermata; Asteroidea; Valvatida; Asterinidae. The record is from RefSeq and is a predicted model, not a curated record. Gene Ontology annotation, cellular component: cytoplasm. Gene Ontology annotation, biological process: protein transport.
AGUCUAGUCGAAGGAUGACCCUUGCUCCUCUCAAUGCAUUAUGCUUGCCCCAUGUUUAGUAUGCAGAGUUUUGCAGACGUUGAUCGUCUACUCGCUCGAUGCUGUUUCCUAUACUACCUUCAUAUGGAUGAUGGAUGGACAAACGCUGCGAUUUAGUGAGAAGCGAUUACAUGACCUGCGAUGCGCUGAAUACCCUGCACUCACUACGCGCUAAUGCAAUGGUCUUUAGAUGAGUCUUCCAAAUAUUGCGUUAUCCAUCUGUACUGUGUUUAGAAAUCAAGCAAUCCAUGGGGAAAUUGAAGAAUCUCACGAUUGUUUUUGACGGCAAUGUGGAUGUUUUCUCACCCGGUGACGUCAUCAGAGGACAGGUUAUUCUCCUAAUAGAAGCAGAUACAGAACGAGGCUUGGACAAUAUUAAAGGGAUAUGGUUGCGAUUCAUUGGCGGGGCGAGAAUCGCAUGUCAAUCCGGUAAUGCAGGCACGAAGGAUGAAGGAUACUUCGACACAACUCAAAUUCUAUUUGGAACAGGUCCCGAUACAACUGAUGUAAGGAGCCUAAACAUUGCCCCUGGUCAACAAGUCUUCCCAUUCGCGAUUCGUCUUCCUGACAAACUUCUCCCCGUAGCUUUUGAGGAGCAACUCGGUUGUGUUCGAUAUCAGGUCAAAGCUACUCUUUCUCUCAUACGCAGUUUGCGUAAUUACAAAGAGUACAGAACAGAGAAAUAUUUCAGUGUGAUUGGACCGGCGGUGGAUCUUAACACCAUAUCUGGGUUAAAGAUGCCAAUGACCUGUGACGUCACAACACGUGGUUGGUUUGGACUCGGACCCCCAGUUGCUACGCUUUCUCUUACUAUGCCCAAGCAAGGAUAUGUUCCUGGGGAAAGUGUUAAUCUCACUGGUCGAAUCGAUAAUCGAAAAGGGGAUGAUCAAUUCUCAAUUCGAGUCAAGCUCAUUCAGGAAAUCCAAUUUUCGUUCCCAACCUCUCCGAUAUACGUUGAACGCGUCUUGGCCAAGAUCGACUCCAAGGUGAUUUGUCCAAAGGGACGAAUUUCUAACUUCACCAUUGGACCACUCCGAAUUCCACCUGUGCCAUCGUCUGGUCUGCCUGGCUGUGAUCUUAUCAAUAUUGAAUACUUUAUACUGUGCAAGGACAGAAAAUUCACGCUAACGAUUGGAACGGUGCCGCUUCGGAAUGCAGGUACUAGCAGACGGAGAGUUCCCAGGACAACUGACCGUACAAGAACCCCAUCCGCUCCCCCAGAAGAGCUUGACGAUGAUGCUCCGCCGAGUUACGAACAAGUGGUUAGUGUGACGGACCGCAUCGCCUAUGAAAUGACCAAGGAGGACUUUCAGAGUGAGGGAGAGUUUCUCCCUAGGUACACAUAUUUUGCUCGCAUGGGGGACUUCGCAUUCGCUUCUCACCGGUAGAGAUGGUUUUCUCAAAACUACUCAGAAAUACAGAAGUGGAAUUUUGAGCUGCUCGUGAUCACAAAUAUAAUAAGAAGAAAAUACAUUUUCUGUCCAAAAAGAUCUAGUAUCAAAAGUGCUAAGGACAUUGUUCAUCAUUAAAUGUUUAAGUCCGUAUUAACAGAUUUGGUAAAAUAGAUUUAACCGUCUUAAUUGUGUGCUUUGUAUAUUGCACUGAAAUAAUUGCACUGAAAUGUAACGUAUAUGACGACAUUAAUUCAUUGACGGGUAAAAGAAUGGAUUUUUAAUUCCUUAUCAAUCCUUCAGUCUAUAAACUGUUUACAUUGUAAAGAGGCUGUCACUUGUAAAUCAUUCAAAGGGAAGCUUGUUGUUCCAUUGAAAGCAUGAACUUUUGAAAAAGUUUUUAAAAAACAUUCCACUUUCUUUCCUUAAACUUACUCCCAAGGGUGAUCAAUAAAAACCUUCCUCAUCCUUGCAAAUCCCAACACCACAUAGUAAGCUGUACACAUGCAGUUGCACUAGCUGUUUAUUUAUGGUAGGCCAAAUACCACGUAAAGCACAGAUAGUACUAGUGAAGCACUCAUCCUAACAGAUUCCAACAAACCCUGGUGUUGGAGUUUGGCUGGUUGGGGAUCUUUAUGGGUUAAGUAAUUUGAUGUACAUGAUGAAUAUGUAAAUAUGCACGGGAAUAUCAGUGUUAGGUCUAUUUAUUUGCGUACCGUACAAAACACGUCCAGUAGGCUGUAACAAUUAUGUAAAGUAAAAAAGAAAAUAUCUCACUGGACACUUUACACUUUAUUUUUGAUAUGUUGUUAACGGCAGUGAAAUUAAUGUAAUUGUUAUGCAUUUUGAUAUUUUUUUGAUUAAUUGCUAUUAUUCCCUCUCAUGUUUGCACAGUGAACCAGCCCUUUUAGCAGAAUGGAAAUAAAUAGAAUUUAAAGAUUAAUAACCCGCACUCUUGAAAAAAAUUGUAUGAUUUAUUAAAAUGUUAUAUUUUA